Messenger RNA from Toxoplasma gondii ME49, 2881 nucleotides. RefSeq lists its product as hypothetical. Lineage: Eukaryota; Apicomplexa; Conoidasida; Eucoccidiorida; Sarcocystidae. The transcript is spliced from 7 exons. Bases 301 to 2079 code for a protein of 592 amino acids. The record is from RefSeq and is a predicted model, not a curated record.
CCGGAAAGUCUUCUUUUCUUUCAGCCAAACAGGUUCUUCUCCACUCCAGAAAGGACCGAGGUGAAGCGGGACAUACAGCGACGGCGACUGGCUCGGGUGCUCUCUGUCUGCUGCGUUCGCUUGAGUCUUCCACGGAAGUCAACUGGUCUUUCUUCGUCUCACUCUCGUCCGCAUUUGUCGUCUCCUUCGGUCUCGAUUGCUUCACCCUCCUUCGUCCGCCGUCUUCUGCCUCCCGCGUUCUCCCUCCGUCACCUUCAUCCCUCCUCUCUCCUCUCCCGCGUUCUCCAUCCUUCUCUCCUCAUGCGUUUCCUCUCCAUCUUCGCUCCUGCCGAGCCAAAGGCGGAGCGUCCUCCUCCGCGGUCUUUUUCUCCUCCUCAACCUUCUGCUUCCUCCGCUUCUUCACCUCCACCCUCUUCUUCCUUCUCUUCGUCGGCUUUUGGAGCUUCCUCGACUCAAACCUGUGCAUGUUUUUCCUUGUAUUUGCAUGACAAGCGCGUCGUUCAAGAGCAGAUGUUCCUCGAACGCCAUGUCGACGCGUACCAUCUCGUAGCUUGUCUGUUGGAUCGCUAUCCUCCGCAUUUGAUUCAGAACGACGCGGACUUGGUCGAAGUUCUCUACCGCUUCGAACUCACCGCCAGGGCGUACCGCCUCCUCGAGCAAGACACCUGCGCGGCAAACCUCAGACGCAAACCGACUCACUUCUCUCAACUGGUCCAAAAGUUCUCCUUCCGGCCUUCUUCAUCCUCGGCCUUCUCUUCUUCUGGAGAGUCUCGAGACGGUGUCGAGGAUGGAAAUGUGUUGAGUGUAACUCAGGAGAGCGCUGAAGGUACACGAGGAGGGGAGAAGAGAGAACAGAGCGAGGAAAAUUGCUUUCAUGCCCAUCGCGAGAAGAGCGUCUCCCUGGCAUGUCGAUCGCCAGACUGUGCGCUCCGACAGUUCUGCGAGCGCGACCAGUCCAGCGAGUGCAACUGCGGGCACCAGCUGAGAGACUUGCGGCUUCGAGGCAUCGAAUCGCGCGCGCAGAGAGAGGGAGACCGCGCAUCCACUCCUGCAACGCAUCAAAGCAUUACAGAAAACGAGGAGAAGGAGGACGAGGAAGACAGCUCACUCUGCGUCGGUGACUUUCCAGUUCUCCCGGGGACGCUCCUCGAGCGAGUGAUGCAGCAGCCCCUCCACCCUCUCGUCACAGGACGAAAGCCAAAUGCUUGGCAUCACGCCGUGGAGGAAGAGGACAUGCGCGUUUUCGUCAGGAACUACGCGGAUAAUCGAGAGCUGUUAACAUUUCGGAUCGAGGGCGACGUCGAGGCGCCGCUCGAGGCGAUUCUCUCUGUGCUCAACGAAGUCGAUCUCUUCAAAACCUGGGUGCCCUACUUUUCGCGUCCAGUCAAACUCGGACUCCGAGACGUCGUCGGGACUUCCUUGGGCCGCGUCGACCAGCUGGUUCAGUUCCACGUCGACUUCCCCUGGCCGCUGUCGAACAGAGACGCUCUCUUUGAGGUCUGGGCGGUCGACGACUUCGAGAGAAAUUCGCAGAUUGCCGUGAAAAUGACGACCCUCGACCAUGAGUCUCCGAGUCCCCGACAUCGAGUUCCAGUCACACAGCCUGCAGAGGGCGUGGAGCGCAUGUGCGUCGACGGAAACCUUGUGAUCAUUCCUCGAGGCAGCAACGCCUCGUUUCUUCGCCUCCUGUGGCACACGAACUGUCGCAUGCACGUCCCCAUGAAAAUGGUGGAAUUUGUCUCCAAGAUUUUUUCGCGGGGGGCGUUCAGUGCUUUUCAGAGUGCAUGCAAGGCAGCCAUGACGGGCGAGCAUGAGGCGAGGCGAACGAAAAAUCGGUUUCUCUACGGUUUCAUUGAAGAUCGGCUGAGGGACGUCGGACUUAUCGGGGGGACCAUAAAGAUCCCUGCCGGCCCGGAAGUGUCUGGAGAGCAGACGACAGACACAGAGUUCCACGGAGAGUCGGCUGCGAGGCGGCAGGAGGAGGACGACGACGACGAGUUCUUCGACCCAGAAGAAGACGACGAUGGCGACAGUCGCUGUCCGGCACACAGGGCGCCAAAGAGCCUCUCAUGUUUAUAAAUAUGAAAAGGGUGCAAGCGAUUCCGACCAGAACUCUGCAACUCAGUCUCUUCUCAUAUGGGGAAUUACAUCUGUGAAGUGACGGUGCCUCAAAUUCCAACCGUUCUCCGCGGAAGAGGGGACACGAUCAUCAAAAAGAACGAACUCACACACGUGGAAACGCGCAUCUACAUACGUCUGUGUGCGAUGGCCGAUCUGCAUGCAUACGCGGUUGUGUCAUUUGAAGUCGCUCGUAGAAUGUCGGGAGCGAAUUCCAGCCACGGUCUUCUUCUGAUCGGGGUUGAUUCCGUAGCCAGAAAACAUCGAGGCUGUUUAGAGCCACGCAUCGAAUGCGAGGAGUUCAGAACUUGUGUGGAAGGGGACAGAAUGGAAUGGCAAGUUGCUUGGCACCUGAAGUCGUAUGUAUAUAGGGAUUUUCAUCUGGCUUGUCUACGUUUUUUCGGUGAGAGAACUAUCCUUUUUUGUGACCUGUGAAGAAAGGAGGGGGCUAGACGACCACGCUGACUAGUGGUGUGGCUUCCUCCGUCUAAGCGAAAACGCAUAGAGAGUCUCGUCCUGGUUUACCAGUCAGAAGUAUGAAGGGAAUUAGAGCUCAAGAAACGCAUGGCACUAAGGUACAGACGACAUCCAUUGGUGCGUCGUACACAUAUUUUCGUGGCCAUGCAUUUGCUUUUUAAGGCAUAGUUGUCUAAAUAUGUGUGAAGCUCUGUUUUUGCAGAGAGAGGUUUCAUUGUGCAUGCCUGCCGUGACACGAUAGGACUCAGAAACUGUGUCUGAACAGAUAUGUAAAAGACACCUGGCC